Molecule: messenger RNA, 3140 nt
Organism: Trematomus bernacchii (emerald rockcod)
Lineage: Eukaryota; Metazoa; Chordata; Actinopteri; Perciformes; Nototheniidae
Gene: pak5
Product: p21 protein (Cdc42/Rac)-activated kinase 7
Exons: 12
Coding region: 188-2485 (765 amino acids)
Biological process (GO): regulation of MAPK cascade; protein phosphorylation; intracellular signal transduction
Cellular component (GO): cytoplasm
Molecular function (GO): protein serine/threonine kinase activity; ATP binding
Source: RefSeq, a predicted model, not a curated record
UAUUAGCACCUCGCUGGGGGCUGCAGAGUCCUGGAUGUGACCUGAUUUGUCAAUUCGAUAACUUCACUCAAGUGUCGCUACUCCAGGGAAUCAUUGGCUUUCUAAUUCAGCAAUCAUGGCUUGGAUAGGAGACUUGCUGUUUCAUGUUUCGUUGAAAGAAAAUUGAGGUUUGCCAGGGUUUUCCAGCAUGUUUGGGAAGAAGAAGAAACGGCUGGAGAUCUCAGCUCCGUCUAACUUUGAGCACCGGGUCCACACGGGCUUCGACCCGCGGGAGCAGAAGUUCACCGGUCUGCCGCAGCAAUGGCAGAGCCUCCUGGCAGACACUGCAAACCGCCCUAAGCCCAUGGUGGACCCCUCCUACAUCACCCCCAUCCAGCUGGCACCCAUGAAGAUAUCUCCCAAGAAUGUCCGGUCAUCCGAAACGCCGUUGCCCAAAACCAUUGUUCGAGGGAACCGGCCCCCCAAAGAUUCUUCCAUCAACGGCCUGCUGGAGGAUUUCGACAACAUCUCAGUAACGCGAUCCAACUCCCUGCGUAAAGAGAGCCCACCGGGCCCCCACCAGGCUGGAGGCACCUCCAAACCCUCCGGCAGUGGUCACCCCAACGCCCCCGAGGAGAACGGAUUCAACCAUUACUACUCCCGCUACUCCUGUGACCUGGACACUUCCAGCAGGGACUUCUCUCUUGACCCCGGCAAGCCAAGCUUCUCUAUAGAUGGGGACUGGGCCGCUGGGAGGCACUAUCGAUUCACCAAGCAGAAUGGUCACUCGUACCCCAUACGCAGCCCCUUCUACCCGGACGCCAUGCCCCAAAAAUCAGACUAUGGCAAGCUUCCCCCAGACUACCACACCUACUUGGAGAGCAAAGGGCGCUCAGCUGAUGAGGUGGCCUCCACGGUGGGGAGUGGUGUGGGCUCCAGUGGGUACUAUCGGGCGUCUGUGGGGGGCUCUUCUAGCCAGGACUACCGGGACACUUCAGUGGGCACGCCAUCUCGUGCCUCACUACACAGCGAGCAGAUCAAUUACCCAGACAGUGAGUGGAGCUACGGCGGCGUAAGGGACGAAUACGAGAAGCGGCCUAAGAGUUCCUAUGUGGCGCAGACUAGCCCCACGCCUGCUAUACGGCAGCGGUCUAGGUCAGGAUCUGGGCUGCAGGAGCCAAAUGUCCCCUAUGCUGCCAGUGGGGCUUUCAAGAACCCUGCACAAUCACAUCCUUACAGCUCCUACACCUACCCCCGCCUUUCAGAGAGUCUCGCUAACUCACAGACCUUAACCAAGGGUGAAUACGAGCGUCCCGCACGUGACGGCAGUCCCCAGGUUACGGGUGGUGACACGUACCCCAGAGGGCCCCUAAAACAACCUCAGAGCCACAUGAAGCCACCUGGCUACCCUCCAGUACACCUGCCAUAUCCUCCUGUCUUUCACCAUUACAAACCUUCACCCUACCAUCACCCCCCCUCCCAGCCCAGCCCACCAUACACCCCUCAGUUUCCUGUGUGUGUCUUAACACAGGGUGCGUACUCACAGCCUUCAUCACCCUACAUCCCCCCGGGGGCCUACCCGCCUCCUUCCUGGGGGUCCAGCUCCGACACACAGCCCUCCAGAGUCUCCCAUGAGCAGUUCAGGGCUGCUCUUCAGCUGGUGGUCAACCCAGGUGACCCUCGGGAAUACCUGGACAGCUUUAUCAAAAUCGGAGAGGGCUCCACGGGUAUUGUGUGCAUAGCCAGCGAGAAACACAGCGGCAAGCAGGUGGCUGUGAAGAAGAUGGACCUCAGGAAACAGCAGAGGAGAGAGCUGCUCUUUAAUGAGGUUGUGAUCAUGAGGGACUACCAUCACGAGAACGUGGUGGACAUGUACAACAGCUACCUGGUGGGGGACGAGCUGUGGGUCGUCAUGGAAUUCCUCGAGGGAGGGGCACUCACUGACAUUGUGACUCACACCAGGAUGAACGAGGAGCAGAUUGCUACAGUGUGUCUGUCGGUGCUGAGGGCUCUGUCCUACCUGCACACACAGGGCGUCAUCCACCGAGACAUCAAGAGCGACUCCAUUCUCCUGACCAGCGAUGGCAGAAUCAAGCUAUCAGACUUCGGCUUUUGUGCCCAAGUUUCCAAAGAGGUGCCCAAGAGGAAGUCCCUGGUGGGCACGCCCUACUGGAUGGCCCCCGAGGUCAUCUCUAGACUGCCUUACGGGACUGAGGUGGACAUCUGGUCUUUAGGCAUCAUGGUUAUCGAGAUGGUGGACGGAGAGCCCCCCUACUUUAACGAACCCCCUCUGCAGGCCAUGAGGAGGAUACGAGACAACCUGCCCCCCCGGCUAAAAGAGUCCCACAAGGUGUCCUCUGUGCUGCGCUCCUUCCUGGACCUGAUGCUGGUGCGGGAGCCUUCGCAGAGAGCCACGGCCCAGGAGCUCCUCCAGCACUCCUUCCUCAAGAUGUCCGGACCCCCUUCCUGCAUCGUGCCCCUCAUGAGACACUAUCGCCACCGCUGAACUGCUGCUGGCCCCAAAACCUGCCCUGUUCUACACUAAAAAACACACACAUACACACACUAGCAGGGUGGCACUGCCCUCACCCAGCCAUCCACCCCCAGCGCUCGGUGGCGCGCCACUAACACUCACACCUGUUACCGUGAAGUAGAUUAGCUAGAGGAACAUUUGAGAAAUUACAUUUAAAAAACAGACAAUGGAGAAAAGAAGACAAAAGUCUUGUUGAAACUGAACUGGAGUAGAAGAGUAACUCGCUGGACGUCCAGUAGAAGCGUGUGGGCUUGCUCGCCCUGCUGCAGUCUUCUCUCUUCCUUCACUUUGAAGUCUGCAGCUCCAUGUAGAGUUGUAGAAGCCAUCAGCAAGAGCUUCAGAGGGCUGUGCUGAUCUGCUGACGUAGUGGAGGUCUCCGCUCCAGACCAGAGCAGUGGAGGGCAGAACAAUCAUCUGUGCUAGAGAGGGCUCUGACUGGUAAUGACUGUUGUACGGCUGCUGCUCAAACAGAGACCACCUCUCUCGUAUCGCUCCUCAUACACUAACAGUGAAAAUGUAUUUUAGAGAAACUUGUAAGUUUUUCUGUACAGUUUUGAUAAUUUGCAGUAUUUUAUCGUGUCGUAACCAUUGUGAUAUGAGCAGUAUUAAAUAGAGUUUCUGCAGAGAU